UCAGAUCUGUGCUGAGCUACACCUGUACUUUUGGUGUGCUCCCCCGAAUAUGUAAGAGAUAAGAGUAUCAGCAUUGUUUUUUGAAUGCUUUGUCAUUGUAAAUUUUCGGAAGAAAAGAUUUUCUUCGAAGUGUCUAAAAUAUAUGGAACUUGGGGUUAGGUAUAUGUCUCCUUUGUAAGAUUCUGUUAUUAUUUUUAUGAAUUUUUUAGUGGCCACCUUUUAACUAAUUGCUAAAGAAUAACUUUUCUACUUUAUGCUCGAAAUUUAAAGAAUGAGGGCAGCUGGAGUAACUUUAUGCUUGUUCUUUUUACUGUCAUAUUCAAUAAUUAUUCUUCUUAUCUUGUUUGAUGCUUUCCAUCAGAACCUUUAAAGAGCAGCCUCUGUAGAAAGUAAAGAUGGCGAGACCGAGAGAAAACUUGUUUAGUAUAGCAGGAGAUACUUCAUGGGUGCUCUUGAUCUAACUUUGCAGGUUGUCAACUUGCCUCUAAAUGCAACCAAAGAAGAUCUUCUUGCCUUCUUUUCCUACUGUGGCACUGUUGUUAAAAUCCAGCUGCAGAGGGAUGGAGAUCAGUCCCAGAAGGCUUUUGUGACCUUUCGGCAACCCUACGCCCUUCAGAUUGCUCUCCUCUUAAAUAGUGCCACUAUUGGAGAUCGUCGAGUUCGCAUAUUGCCCUUGGAGAAUAUGAGGGAUAUACCAAUAACAUCAUCUGAUUCGGAGAACAUGGACAGCCAGGAACCGAGAGGAUAUCAUUCUCCUGCUUCGCCAUUGACGGCGGCAGUGCAUGCAAAACCACCGAUAGUAGAAGAUAUACCAAACAAAGCAAAGGAGAGAGUAUCAGCAGUUGAGCGAAAGGUGCACGACUUAAGUUCCGCGAUAGUCAGCAGCGACUGCUUAUUGCAAGGCGCAGUUUGGCUCUCCGAGGUCUUGGAAAGGGCAUCAAAGAGUGUGGCUGAACUGCGCAAUGUAAGAGGUUUGGAUAUCAACUCCAGAAUGCGGAAUUAGGCGCAAAUAUGGUAUGCUUAAUCACCUACUCCAAUUUCGCUUUGAUAGAAUGAGUAUAAUAUCGACAUGGUAUCAUGUAGACGUUUGUUAGUCGAGUCGACUGGAUAAAUAUAUCAUGCCGGUUACGACGCAGUGUUUGGUUUGAGAAUUUCUAUCAUUUUUACUAGCAGGUUCGGAGAACUAAAAUAGAAACUACCAGAGGAUUAAGUAUUAUCCUUUGAAUGACGGCAUAGGAAAUUUCAAGUGUGCAAAACCAUACUGUUUUCUUUUAAAAUUUUCUAACAAAGGAACUCAUUGUUUUCUUGUAUA
Molecule: messenger RNA, 1312 nt
Organism: Ananas comosus (pineapple)
Lineage: Eukaryota; Viridiplantae; Streptophyta; Magnoliopsida; Poales; Bromeliaceae
Exons: 4
Coding region: 443-1003 (186 amino acids)
Molecular function (GO): RNA binding
Source: RefSeq, a predicted model, not a curated record